Hypomesus transpacificus is the source of this 1628-nucleotide messenger RNA. RefSeq names its product cyclin-J-like. The transcript has 6 exons. Lineage: Eukaryota; Metazoa; Chordata; Actinopteri; Osmeriformes; Osmeridae. Gene Ontology annotation, molecular function: cyclin-dependent protein serine/threonine kinase regulator activity. The coding region runs from base 299 to 1540 and encodes 413 amino acids. Gene Ontology annotation, cellular component: nucleus; cytoplasm; cyclin-dependent protein kinase holoenzyme complex. The record is from RefSeq and is a predicted model, not a curated record. Gene Ontology annotation, biological process: regulation of cyclin-dependent protein serine/threonine kinase activity; mitotic cell cycle phase transition.
GGUAGGCUACUUUGUUGGAACGGAGAGCGUUGGUAAACGGCUGUGGAAAAUCAGUAGGAAAGUGUAAACAAAGGAAAACACCGGAAUAAAACGCCGGUCGAAGAGUUAUAUAGCUGCGUCACAGUGCCACCGUGACAAGGGAUUGAAUAUAUGCUUUUCACCUGCAGCAAGGAUAAUAUAAAAACUUCCCGAAGCGUAAUUCUCACAUUCAGGAUGUCGGACUGAGACAAAGAGGUCUGGGUCAUUCCCGUCGGAGCGGGUGUAACCUAAUCAUUGAAGCCUUCUCUGGACGGGAGAGAUGGAGAGGGAGCUACAAUGGUGGAAAGGACAGCUAGCCGCCGACAUCCAUCAGUCCCUCAGGAUCAAGGAGCUGAAGCUGCCAGCGUACCGGGCCCACUCCCCCCAGAUUGGGAUGCGUCGCUACUUCGCUGACCUGCUGGCCAUCCUGAGUAACCGCUACCAGCUGUGCCCCACUGCCCGGCACCUGGCCGUGUACCUGCUGGACCUGUUCAUGGACCACUAUGACGUGGCCGUCAAGCAGCUCUACGUCAUCGCCCUGUCUUGCCUGCUGCUAGCCAGUAAGUUUGAGGAGAAGGAGGACCGGGUCCCUAAGCUGGAGCAGCUCAACUCUCUGGGCUUCAUGUGCAGCCUGAGCCUGGUCCUCAACAAGAAGGACCUGAUCAAGAUGGAGCUGCUUCUGCUGGAGACGUUUGGCUGGAACCUGUGCAUGCCCACGCCCGCACACUUCAUAGACUAUUACCUGCAGGCCUCCGUCCAGGAGGGGGACCUGUACAACGGCUGGCCCCUCUCCUCGCUCUCCAAGACCAGGGCCUUCAUGGACAAGUACACACACUACUUCCUGGAGGUGUCCCUGCAAGACCAUGCCUUCCUGAGUUUCCGUCCCUCCCAGGUAGCAGCCUCCUGUGUGGCCUCGUCUCGUAUCUGCCUGCAGGUGUCCCCCAGCUGGACCAGCGCUCUGCACCUCCUCACCGGCUACAGCUGGGACCACCUCUCCCAGUGCAUCGAGCUCAUGCUGCUUGCCCACGACAACGACGUGAAAGAGGCCAACAAAUCCAAGUCCACGCCUCCAUCUCGCCCCUCGUCCGUCCAGCCCCUGCCCCAGGCCUCGCACCUUUCCCCGGCCUCCUCCACCGCCACCCCUCAGCACCUGCUCUUCCAGCCGGCAGUCUUCCCUCACCUCGCCCAGCACUCGCCCUCCCUCUCCCAGCUGCACGUGCUGAGCGAGGCCCAGGCUUUGGGGCCUGCGGUGGUCAGCAUGUCCCAGGACUUCCUGCAGAGCCACAGGAUGGGCCUGCUGACGGGGGCCUCCUCCAUGGCUACCUCCGGAGGGGUGGGGGCCUUCCCCUCCUACCCUAGCCUGGCCUCGGGGCUCCAGCCCGGGCCUCGGGCGCUGCCCUUGCAGGCUCCUCUCUCGGUGCAGAUGGCCCUGGAGCCUCGUCACUGCCUCAGCAUGGCGUACAGCGGGGGGGGCUACCUGGCCGCCCACCCGGCCUUCGCCGCCAGCUGCUUCGACAGGUGACGCCAGGAGACGGAGAGAGACGGCAAGACGGGGCCGCGGGAGCUCCCGUCGUUCCUCCCUCCCCCUGUCCGGGCCGUCGCGGACCUCC